Messenger RNA from Cyclopterus lumpus (lumpfish), 1976 nucleotides. RefSeq names its product chromosome 4 C1orf52 homolog (gene c4h1orf52). NCBI's taxonomy places the organism in Eukaryota, Metazoa, Chordata, Actinopteri, Perciformes, Cyclopteridae. The record is from RefSeq and is a predicted model, not a curated record. The transcript has 3 exons. Bases 150 to 815 code for a protein of 221 amino acids.
UUUACGACUCUCUUGGAGGCUGAUUCAAAAUGGAGUAGGGUUUACAGGCACUAAUCCGAGCCCAACCGAAUAGCUUUACAGUCGUAUUAUAAAUUGUUUCUUACAGAAACCGGUUGCCCCUUGAUAUAAAAACGACGAGCGCCGGCAACAUGACAGAAGAAAAGAAGUCCAGCUCUCUCGGUUUCUUUUCGAGCUAUGACGAUUUGAGCGACAGCAGCGAUGGCAGCGACUCCGACGAGGAGGGAGAAAGUCGGAAGAAGAAACCGGGGACAGAUGCUGCGGGAAGCGGAGCUCAGUCCUCCCAACAAGGGACCAAACGAGCCGCCGGUGGAGCUCCGUUACCCAAACCCGACGAGCUGUUCGGCUCCGUGUCCAAGCCCGCCUUCCUCUACAACCCGCUGAACAAGGAGAUAGACUGGGAGAGUCUCACGGUCAAAGCUCCCGAGGAGCCUGCCAGAGAGUUUAAGCCAUGGAAGACAAAUGCUGUACCCCCUCCUGAGAGCUACACUGCAGAGCCAGAGAAGAAGAAGGGACCUCCUCCAGGCAUGGACAUGGCAAUAAAGUGGUCCAAUGUGUAUGAGGACAAUGGGGAAGAUGCACCACAGCCGUUCACUGGCAACGCCCGGUUCUUACCCACAGAGGAGGAGCUCCCUGAAUCAGAUGAGGACUCAGAUAAGCUAGACCUGUCUGCCAAGAAACGCCGAGUGGAGACCUUCCACCAGAAGGAGAAGAGGAAGAGGGACAUGGGACAAGCGACCUCUGACAAGAAUUUCGUAGAGGAGGAGAAAAGGAUCCUCAGGCAAAAUAUUGAUUGAGGCCUAACCUUCCUGCAACAAUCUGUUUCUAAUUUAAAUAUUUUAUGUCGGCUGAAAACGCUCACAGAUAUAAGCACAGUGGUCAAGUAGGUGAUAUGCUGCAAACAUAAAUAGGCAUUUUACCUACAUGUUGACAUAAUUUGCAAUAUUAUAGUUUUUGUUUUCAAAGGACUGUCGGCACACUUUUAAAAGUAUAGUUAAUGACAGUCCCACUGUUAAUGUUUCAAUUUAAGAACUCAGGUUCUGGUAAAUCUUCACGGACUAUUUUCCCAAGUUCAAGGAAAAUUCAGGUGUUUUACAGUCUGGGUUGUAUUUUCAUCUUUUUUUCAUUUUUUUUUUUCAUCCCUCUUCGAUUUUACCCACCAGCUCUCUUCACAGGGAUGAGGGAUAUCACGAAACACAGCUUUACAACGUGCACUGGGCAUUACCAAACCAGUGGUGGGACAGGUUUGGUCCCAGUCUGGCGUCACCUUCGCUUUACUUCCGAAAUAUGUAGUCUAGACAUCAAGGUGAAGUGAGAGUUUAAACCUGCCUGUUCUUUGGUGAAUACAAUGUUAUCCUAACCUAUAAUGACGAAGACCAAAACUGCAACAAAUGAUUUAACUUUGAGAGGGUUUAGCCUGCUCGGACACCUUGAACAUACAGAAACAUAAGCGUGGUUAGUUGGCUUUGCCUCUCAGUUUGCUAUAUUUUAAUGAGCUAAAAUAACAGUGAAGUCCAGCUGUGGUGGUUUACUUGGUCUGUGUUCGUCUUGUACUGUAUACAAUAUAUAAUCACCACUGACAUAUGAAAUAUAUGUGUGUUGUGUUCAUACAGUGACUUUCCUAUAAAAAAUGUGAUUUAAAAUGGCUGUGAAUCUGUUGAAAUUAUUUUUUUUUUUAUUUUUUAUUUUUUUUACAACUGCUUGUUCUUCCUGCUUAUGAGCACUAGAUGUCGCCCAUGAGCUGCACUAGAAAACAGUCCCUCCGUGUUUGUAGGGGCGCGUGCUUCACUGAAUACAAGGGUCAGUGUUCUGCUCUUCACUUGGGAAGUUCUCUCAUCUCAGUUCUCUUGAGGUACUCGAUGCAGACAGACUGUUGAUUCAGUCUCAUGUACCUUGUAUUGCACAACACGUUACUACAUCUGUGUGAAAUAAAACGUCUUGCAUGUUUACUAUCCAAA